Messenger RNA from Diaporthe amygdali, 312 nucleotides. RefSeq lists its product as uncharacterized. The transcript has 2 exons. The record is from RefSeq and is a predicted model, not a curated record. Lineage: Eukaryota; Fungi; Ascomycota; Sordariomycetes; Diaporthales; Diaporthaceae. The coding region runs from base 1 to 312 and encodes 103 amino acids.
AUGAAAGCUGCGAAGGCUAUUCGGAAAGGCAGUUUUAGCCUCAGCUCGAACUACAAGACUGAGGAGUUUGUGAACACACCUAAGCUUGUGGAGAGAUCUGCCAGCGUCAAACAGGAAAAGAAGCACCCGUUCUCUUAUCUGAGAAUAGAUGAAACCAGUUCGAAAAAGCCGGCCACUACGAAAGAAGCGCUCGCCAUAAUUGAGAACACUAUCGGUGUGUGCGAGAAUCUACCGAGAUGCCGGCUCACGAAACGGGUCAAUCUCAACACCAAGGCGUCCAGCAUGCCUGGCAUGACAAAGCGAGAGGGCUGA